Messenger RNA from Abrus precatorius (Indian licorice), 1126 nucleotides. RefSeq lists its product as uncharacterized. The record is from RefSeq and is a predicted model, not a curated record. Lineage: Eukaryota; Viridiplantae; Streptophyta; Magnoliopsida; Fabales; Fabaceae. Bases 102 to 785 code for a protein of 227 amino acids. The transcript is spliced from 5 exons.
AAACGCAGUAAUAAUGGAGUGAAUAAAACAAGCAACCAGAACCUGAAUGAAGCAAUGCUUCAAGCACUGUGAGAGAGUCACACUGUCUGUUCUCUAUUUCGAUGCUCUCUCUAGCGAAACGCCUUCUUCAGCUCCACGCCCCCACAGCACACUGUCGUGGGCCCUACGAGGCACAACGCCGCUGGGCUCGAACGCGGCCCAAGUCGGCGCCGUUGGCCCUGAAGAAGACGGAGGAGAGAUCGGAGUGGUGGGUUGUGGAUGGCGAAAUGCACGAGAUCGGCGAUCACGUGCCGCCACGUGAGCGCUUCGUAAUUCCCAGGGAGAACAUCCCCAACAAACGCCGCAAGCAACUCAGAGACCAGUUCAUGCGCCGAACUCGCCUUGUUCUUAAGGAAUCCGAGCAUGAACCUUGGUGCAAAAAGUAUAUGGAACUUUAUAAUGAACUUAGGGAAAACUGGGAGAGACUCUACUGGGAUGAGGGAUACUCUAGAAAGCUUGCUCAGGAUCAUGCAAACUAUGAGUCUGCUGAAGAUGACGAUGGAGAUUUCUCCCCAUAUAGGGGUAGAAGGACCCAGAUGGAGCAUAGUAAGGACCAUAAUUUUGGGAGAAACAGGCAAUCUGAUAACUGGGAGAAAGUUGGCCUUCUUCGGGAUAAAUUUGAGUAUGACAGAGAGAGAAGAAUGAGAGAGAAAGCAUUUGCACCCAUGAAUGGAGGAUCUGUGGCUGACUCUCAUGAUUCAGACCGUUGGAACCAACCACUAAAUACUGAUCGAUAUAGGGAUUGAGAGGAGAAUAAAUUAAAUAUGCCUCACUGUGGAAAGAAAUCGAAUAGUUCUCCUUCCCCCUUGCACAAUGCUGAAAGCUAUAUACGGCUAGAUUCAGUUAUUUUCUGACAUGUUAAAAAUGUGUUUACGGCUAAAGAUAUGGAUGCUUUUAGUUUAAAGCUCCUUUGGUAAGGUAGGAGAAUCUGUUAUGAGCAGAAAUAUGAUAAUGUAUUAAUGCACUGACCUUUGCCCUGCCUUCUCUGUUCCCAAAAUUUUGAUUGUGACCUGUGAGAAGGGUAAAGUAAAUUGAAAGUAACAUGAAAUUGAUGAGAUAUUGUAUCUAAUAAACUCAUUUAUUCUGU